Molecule: messenger RNA, 729 nt
Organism: Miscanthus lutarioriparius
Lineage: Eukaryota; Viridiplantae; Streptophyta; Magnoliopsida; Poales; Poaceae
Source: the annotation of a GenBank genome assembly
AUGGGGAAGGGCAAGGUGCAUCCCUCGCCGUCGCCGCCGGCGGCCGCGGGAGGCGGAGCGGGGGAGAUGAUGACAGCGGAGGCGGUGCUGAUGCGGCUGCUGCCCGCGGCGGUGCUCGCGGCCGCGGCGCCGCUCGGCGCCGAGGGGAAGGAGGUGCUGGCGUACCUGGUGCUGGCGUCGCUGCGGUCCUCGGCGCCGCCGACGCCGGCGCGCGGCGGGGACGGGAAGGCGGCGGGGGAGCACCACCGGCCGGAGCUCGGGUGCGGCUGCUUCGGGUGCUACACGGCGUACUGGUCCCGCUGGGACGGGUCCCCGGAGGGCGACCGCGACGCCAUCCACCGCGCCAUCGAGGCGUUCGAUGAGCACCUGGCGGAGGAGGAGAGGGACCGCGGCAAGGGAGGCGGGGGCCGCCGCGGCCGGAAGAAACGCGCCGGCGCAGCAGCUAAGGAAGCCGCCGAGGAAAAGGCCGGCAAGGCCAAGGGGAAGGGGAAAGAGAAGGAGAAGGAAGUCGGCGUCGAUCCCCUCCCGCCGCUGCAUCCGCCGGCCGAACUCCCUGGUGCCCCGGAGGAAGCCCCGAAGGCGGAGGACGGCGCGGAGUACCUGACGGCGGAGGACGAGAAGGAAGAAGAGGCUUCGACCGGGGCCGCCGGCGCCGAGGAGGAGAAGCGGCGGCGCGGGUGGGGCUCCGUGCUGAGUUUGAAGGCGUGGGGCCUCUGGGGGUCCCACUAG